AUGUUGAUGAGUAAAACUCGCGGGUCCUCCUUGACGAAUGACAAAGUAAAGAAGAUAAGGAUGGAGUGCACUAAAGGCUACUACAGGUACCUGACUCACCUCAACACGGACGAGUCCGUCGACGAGGACACGCCUCUUGACUCUAUUGACUCCAACCAAGACAUAUGUCGUAAUGCAAACUACACCAUAGACAUCAGCUACAACAUCAUGUGUCAAGUGAUGGUCUUCUGCGACAUCUUCGGCUGCUUCGAUAUCAACCUCAAAGAAUUCAAUAUGAGCAAGACUAUGGGGUACAAUAACACAGCGGAAUACUACUGCUCAUCUUGCUCCGAUGAGUGUUGGCUAAUCUCCGAGUUCCUUGCUUGGGAAGAUACGGAGACGACGAUGGACGAAGUGAUAAGAGUCUUCAACAACAGCCAUUCGCCAGAUUUCUUCGACGUCAUGGCUAUAUACACGCCUAAUGACAGAAACAUUGAAAAUUUUACUGUAGAACCCAAGGACUUUAUCAACAUCUGUAGUCACGACCAGCGUCCCUGCUCGUAUAGACAAUUCCACGAGUGGGUCAGCGACAGGUACGGCAUGUGCUACACUUAUAACUCUGUCUUCCGCAAGGUUCAACUCAAAAACAAAACCGAGAUCAAAGCACCGCUCAAGAAGACCUCCUUAGUUGGUCCCACCAAUGGUCUCCGGCUGACAGUAAACAUCCAUAAGGACAAAUACUUGGCGCUGUUGUCACAAGAGGUGGGCUUGAGGGUGAUCGUCCACAGCCCCUACCAGCUGCCCUUUCCAGAGGAUGAGGGCUUCAACGUCUCCCCUGGCUUCAUUAAUUCCAUCAAAGUCAGUAGGACGAAGCUGGAGAGGGUGGGUCCACCACACGGAACAUGCCAAUCAGAGUCAGAUUCUGCUAACUUCACUGAGUACUCGUCCAUUCGCUGCAAGAAGAUGUGUGUGGAGCGAGAGAUCUGGCGCACCUGUCAAUGCUACCAGGGAAGCAAUCCUGCCUACGAGAGCAAGAGCCCCCCCAAACCAGCCGAGCCCUGCAAUCAGUUCAACAUCAGCCAAAAACUGUGUAUGGACAUUGCGCUGUUCUCCUACCAGCGUGGGAUUCUCACCUGUGACUGUCCACCAGCCUGCUCGGAAACUGUCUAUGAAAGUCAAGUGACAACAUCGGCCGAAAAUAAAGAAUUCUACACCAUCAUCCAGGACCGUCUGAAAAGGAAGAUGGGAGACGACUUGUGCGGAAACGAAACUGGAACCGUUCGCAUCCACCUGUACCUGGAUUCACUCUCUUACCAGAGCAUUCAGGAGAGUCCUUCCCUAUCAUGGGACACCCUCGUCUCGAACUUCGGAGGCAACUUGGGGCUCUUCAUCGGCAUGUCGUUGGUCACCAUCGCGGAGAUUCUAGAGUUCUUGGUGGACUUGGUCCUUCUGGGCGUCGAGUCGAGACAGAGGAGAAAAGCAAGCUCAGUGACAACUGUUACUCCCAUACAGAGCAUCACGUCCAACUCGACGCCGGCUUCCCAACCAGGUAACAGUAAUGGCAUUAAACGGCUCAUUACUGCAACAAUAACUUUUACCGUAGUUUCAGGCAUGUCUUGUGAUUUCAAGCCUUCCCUAGAGAUGCUUCAAGAGACUUUAUACAACGUCCAAGAAGCUAUGUCUCAUAGUGAAGAAGAGAAGCCAGUAAUACCGCCGGUGGAGGGUCCCGAGGCUGCUAAGUGGGAAGAGUACUUCAGGUGUUUGUAA
Molecule: messenger RNA, 1746 nt
Organism: Procambarus clarkii (red swamp crayfish)
Lineage: Eukaryota; Metazoa; Arthropoda; Malacostraca; Decapoda; Cambaridae
Source: RefSeq, a predicted model, not a curated record